Messenger RNA from Fulmarus glacialis (Northern fulmar), 1260 nucleotides. Its product is annotated as KIAA0930 ortholog. The transcript has 8 exons. The annotation marks the transcript as partial. NCBI's taxonomy places the organism in Eukaryota, Metazoa, Chordata, Aves, Procellariiformes, Procellariidae. The record is from RefSeq and is a predicted model, not a curated record.
GUUGAAGUUGAAGUUUACCGGAGAGAUUCUAAGAAGCUUCCUGGCCUGGGAGACCCUGAUAUUGACUGGGAAGAGAGCGUCUACUUGAACCUCAUCCUACAGAAGCUGGAUUAUGUGGUGACAUGUGCUGUGUGCACACGCUCUGAUGGAGGAGAUAUACACAUUCACAAAAAGAAAUCUCAGCAAGUGUUUGCGUCUCCUAGCAAACACCCAAUGGACAGUAAAGGAGAGGAGUCAAAGAUCAGCUACCCCAACAUAUUCUUCAUGAUUGACAGUUUUGAAGAGGUUUUCAGUGACAUGACUGUGGGAGAAGGAGAAAUGGUCUGUGUGGAGCUGGUGGCCAGUGACAAAAGCAACACCUUCCAAGGGGUGAUUUUUCAGGGGUCCAUCCGCUAUGAAGCACUCAAGAAGGUCUAUGACAACAGGGUGAGUGUUGCAGCUAAGAUGGCUCAAAGAAUGUCUUUUGGCUUUUAUAAAUAUAACAACAUGGAAUUUGUCCGAAUGAAAGGGCCACAAGGGAAAGGACAUGCGGAGAUGGCAGUGAGUAGAGUUUCUACUGGUGACACUUCACCGUAUGGGACAGAAGAAGAUUCAAAUCCAGACUCCCCAGUGCAUGAGAGAGUCACUUCUUUCAGUACACCACCAACUCCAGAACGCAACAAUCGCCCAUCCUUUUUCUCCCCAUCCCUCAAGAGAAAAGUGCCCCGAAAUCGAAUUGCUGAGAUGAAAAAAUCCCAUUCAGCAAAUGACAGCGAGGAGUUCUUCAGAGAUGAUGAUGGUGGAGAUCUGCACAAUGCGACAAAUCUGAGGUCGCGGUCCUUAUCUGGAACAGGACGGUCUCUGGUGGGCUCGUGGCUGAAGCUGAACAGAACAGAUGAAAACUUUCUACUCUAUGCACACUUAACUUACAUCACUUUGCCAUUGCAUCGGAUUUUAACAGAUAUCCUGGAAGUGCGGCAGAAACCAAUUCUGAUGACAUAGCAGAGAGCGGGCACUGCCUUGGAGCCUUGUUGCCAAGUGCCUAACCACAGCAGUUUUCUGUGCUAACACUACCAUCUAGUGUCAGGAACAUAAACCUCCGCAGGAAAAAGGGAAGUCCAAGAAUACCAGCCGAUCAAAAGUGCCUCUUUCUUCCUUCCUCUGCUGUCAUACACCGUAUGCACACUUGCAGUACAUCGCUUGAGUGUUUCUGACUGGAAGAGGACUUUCAGCAAGAUAAAACGAGAAGGGGCUGCGUUUAAAACGAGUCAAUGCUUUAUG